GUGAGGGAUAUAGGGGGUAAGAAAGACAAAAGAGGAGGUGUAUUUCUUCCCAGUUCACAUUUCUACUCUCUACUUUCUUCUCAACAUCAACGUUGUAAUGCGAAACACAGAAAAUCCAAACUCUUCUUGUUCCUUUCUAUGUUGUUCCCCUCAUCAAAAUCCUUCUCAUCUUCCCUCCAAACCUCCCUCAAACGUGGAUUCACACCCUCUCCAAAUUCAAUCAACACCUUCUUCCAUUUCCUCUUCAAUCUCCGCAAAUUCAACCUAAUCAUCAACCUCUUCCAUCAAUUCACCCACAACAAACUCCCAAUCACUCCAAAAACCCAAACUUUCUUCACAUGGGCACUUCUCAAUACUCACAGCUUACAACAAGCAGAACGAUUCAUGAAGAAAAAUCCACACACCCCAUCUCGCGCGUGGGACGCGCUUAUCCGUCGUCUAUGCUCCACGCGCCAGGAAGAACCAGAAAGGGUUCUCUCAGUUCUGAAACAUUGUUUGGUAAGCCGUGGUGUUUUUAUCUCUUCCUCCGUUUUUUGUUGUGUAAUUCAAAAACUUUGUUACAUGGGUCAUGUGGGUAAGGCUAUUGAGGUUCUUGAAUUGAUGGCUGAACAUAGAAAGGACUACCCUUUUGAUGAUUUUGUUUGUAGUUCGGUGAUUUCGGCUUUUCGUAGAGUUGGGAAACCGGAGCUUUCGCUGUGGUUUUUCGAUAAUGUUGUGUCGUGGCGGCCGAAUUUGGUGACUUGUACUGCUAUUGUGAAUGCUCUUUGUAAGAUGGGGAGGGUUGAUGAGGUUUGUGAGUUCGUUAAGAAAAUGGAGGAAGAUGGGUUGGGUUUGGAUGUUGUUUUGUAUAGUGUUUGGGUUUGUGGGUAUGUUGAAGAAAAGGUUUUGGUUGAGGUUCUUAGGAAGAUGAGAGAAAUGGUGGAAAAGGGUAUAGAUCAUGAUUUUAUUAGUUAUACUAUACUCAUUGAUGGGUUUUCUAAGUUAGCUGAUGUUGAGAAGUCUUUUACUUUUUUGGCUAAGAUGAUUAAAGAAGGGAUUAGACCUAAUAAGGUUACUUAUACUGCGAUAAUGUUGGCAUAUUGUAAGAAGGGUAGAGUAGAAGAAGCAUUUGGUGUUUUCAAUUGGAUGAAAGACAUGGGAAUUGAGUUGGAUGAAUUUGUGUUUGUGGUUUUGAUUGAUGGAUUUGGAAGGGUGGGUGGUUUCGAUCGGGUGUUUCAACUUUUUGAUGAAAUGGAGAAGAGAGGGAUUCGUCCUAGUGUUGUUACGUACAAUGCUGUUGUGAAUGGUUUGUCGAAGUUUGGGAGGACACAAGAGGCGGAUGAGUUUUCGAAAAAUGUGACUGCGGAUGUGAUUACGUACAGCACGUUGUUGCAUGGGUAUACAGAAGAAGAGAACGUUUUGGGGAUUUUGCAAACAAAGAAGCGGUUGGAAGAAGCUGGUAUCUCCAUGGAUGUUGUUAUGUGUAAUGUACUGAUUAGAGCGUUGUUUAUGAUGGGGGCUUUUGAAGAUGUUUAUACACUUUACAAAGGAAUGCCGGAAAUGGACUUGGUUCCGAAUUCUGUUACUUAUUGCACAAUGAUUGAUGGGUAUUGCAAGGUUGGUAGAAUUGAUGCGGCGCUUGAGGUAUUUGAUGACUUCAGAAAGACAUCGAUAUCUUCAAAUGAAUGCUACAAUAGUAUCAUCAAUGGCCUUUGCAAGAAGGGUAUGGUAGAGAUGGCCAUUGAAGCAUUGCUUGAACUAAAUCACAAAUGUCUCGUGUUGGAUACAGGUACAUAUAGGUUGUUGAUGAAAACGAUUUUCAAAGAAAACGACUCAAAAACGGUUUUAGAUUUAGUCUGCAGAAUGGAAGGUUUAGGGCCGGAUAUAUAUGAUGCAGUAUGUAAUGAUUCCAUAUAUUUAUUAUGUAAAAGAGGAUUGCUCAGUGAUGCGAAUCAAUUAUGCGCUGCGAUGAAAAAGAAAGGGCUACCUGUCACAUGCAAGUCUUAUUAUUCACUUUUGAGAAGGCUUCUUUCUGUUGUUGGAAAAAAGGAGCAAAUUCUGCCCCUUCUGAAUUGCUUUCUGAAAGAGUACGGUCUAGUCGAACCAAAGGUUCAAAAGUUACUCGCACAAUACCUUUGUCUGAAAGAUGUCGAUAUCGCCCUUCAAUUUCUUAGAAAAACAGUGGACAAUUCUUCAGCAAUCACCUUUCCUGUCUCCAUUCUCAAGAUUCUCAUAAAGGAGGGUAGAGCUUUAGAUGCAUAUAAGCUUCUCAUCGGGAUUCAAGAUAAUUUACCGGUCAUGUAUGUUGAUUAUGCCAUGGUGAUCCAUGGCUUAUGCAAGGGAGGAUAUCUCAAUAAAGCGUUGGAUCUUUGUGGCUUUAUUGAAAAGAAAGGGAUGAAUUUGAACAUAGUCGUAUAUAAUUCAAUAAUAAACGGAUUAUGCCAUGAGGGUUGUCUUAUUGAAGCGUUUCGGCUAUUUGAUUCUUUAGAGAAACUUAAUUUGAUGACCUCUGAAAUAACUUAUGCUACAUUAAUUUAUGCUCUAUGUAGAGAGGGAUAUUUGCCAGACGCAGAGCAUGUUUUCACGAAAAUGGUCAGUAACGGGUUUCAACCAACAACACAAGUUUACAAUUCAUUACUCGAUGCUAUAUCUAAGUUUGGACAAUUAGAGAAGGCGUUUGAGCUUCUUAACGAUAUGGAGAAAAAAUAUGUCAAGUUUGACAAUUUUACAGUAAGCGCUGUAAUAAAUUGCUAUUGUCAAAAGGGCAACAUGGAAGGAGGUCUUGAAUUCUAUUAUAAGUUCAAGGGAAAAGAUAUAUUACCCGAUUUUUUAGGGUUCUUGUAUUUGAUUAGAGGUCUGUGCACCAAGGGAAGGAUGGAAGAAGCAAGGAGUGUCUUGAGAGAAAUGCUCCAAUUCGAGAAUGUUACCGAGAUGAUUAAUAUUGUCAACAGUGAGGUUGAUACCGAGUCAAUAAGUGAUUUUCUCGCCACUUUGUGUGAGCAAGGAAGCAUUCAAGAAGCUGUAGCAGUUCUCAAUGAAAUUGCACGCGUGUAUUUUCCUGUCCAAAAGUCUACUUAUAAUCAAGGAUCCGAUAAAUCACAGAAGAAUUAUGAAUCAAAAUGUUUUGGUUUUAAAUCUUCGACCUCUCCACCUUCAUCUUGCAAAAGUGGUUUAGAUUUUGAUUUCUAUUAUUCUCGAAUUGCUGCACUUUGCACCAAAGGGGAGUUGCAGGAUGCUAAUCAAUUAGCAAAGGAAAUGCUUUCUGACUUGGCAGAGUCUACGAACUUACGAACUGAACAUUUGGAAUGAAAAUUUUGAAGGAUUUCAUUUAACAUUGGAAUGUUUCUCUUGUAGUGCCAGCAAAGCGAGAGCACACAAGUGAAAUCUGCAGUUCCGAAGCAUUAAUAUUUCGAGGAGGAUUGCAAUACCGGUGAAUGAAGAUUUCCCAGAUUCAAGCCAACAUAUGGAGCUUGAUGUGAAAGAGGAGAAUUUGGGGGCAGUUUCUUCUGUGCCCAAGAAUCCUGAAGUAAUACGGUCAUCACAUGAUAUGAUGAAAGAGAACGAUGCCACGUUUUUAGCAUCUGUUCCGCCGCAUGAGGAAUUGACAUUGAAACAAGAAGUUUCUAGUCCUCCAAAACCAAGUGAAAACUUGAUUUCUGCUGAAGAUGAGAAAAUUCCAGGCUUAAAUGUUGAGGUUGAAAAUUCUGGAUAUCUUCAGAAGAAAACCUUUGGAGGAUGCAGUGAACCAGAUAUUUUAGAGUCAAUAUAUUUCUGCUAAGCAAUAUAUUUCUUCAUGUCGGCCGAAAAUUGCAAAGUUAGUCCAUGGAUGUCAAAAACAUGGAAAAUCUUGAUAUGCAAGCCGAAACACAUUUUUCCGCGCCUUCUCUUUACUUGUUCCAUUCUGAAAUAAUAGUGUGAUCAUCCUUUUGGACGGAAAGUCACCAGAAAUAAAAUAGAAGAUUUGCUUGAAAUUUUAAAUUAAUAGCACAACCGCAGGUUUUGAAUAGAUUUUAUUUAUGCAAUUCUUCACAGGCAUCAAGUGUAAGUUGCAUGUGACAGCAUUCAUUAUUUCUUCUUUAAUCUCUUUUUUUUCUGUUCAUUUUGUGAGGAGAAUAGUUCGAUGCCAUCCUCACCCAUCAUUCUCUACUGUUUUUCUGUUUUCCAAUAUGCAUGGUUUUUUAUUUUGUUGUUUAUUAGACCACAUGUGCAGAUGUGUUCACCUAAUGUUCAUAAAAUGAAACUGUCAACUGGUUUAUAGAAAUGUGUGGACAAACACUAUCUAGGAAGUACAAAUUUCGUCUAGGUCACUGAUGAUGGUUCCUCUACGUGAUUUGUGGAGUAUCUAUCAAUUACCUUUAUGAUUACUCUCUGAUAUGAAUAAUGUUUGAAAGGGAACAAAGUACUUGACUUCAUAUCUAAGAUCCAUAGUGAUUUAGGUCAAAGUGUGGUAUACCCCACUAUUGGUGUUAGAAUAACUAAUUAGAAUAAUUGAUGACACUUUUAUAACACACUAUAUAGUAUUUUUAUGGUGCGUUGAUUUAAUAUAAUUAAUGUUGUUAAGAUACGAGACAAUGUUGUUUUGCCUAAUAUUGAGAGGGGAUAACAAGAUCGUAAAACAUGAGACAAUGUUGUUUUGCCUAAUAUUGAGAGGGGAUAACAAGAUCAUAAAACAUAGAAAUAAAAAUUGUAAGAUCCAUAAGGUGUGUCAAGAUCGUAAAACAUAGAAAUAAAAAUUGUAAGAUUCUACUAGGCA
Vicia villosa (hairy vetch) is the source of this 4732-nucleotide messenger RNA. RefSeq names its product pentatricopeptide repeat-containing protein At5g57250, mitochondrial-like. Gene Ontology annotation, molecular function: protein binding. Lineage: Eukaryota; Viridiplantae; Streptophyta; Magnoliopsida; Fabales; Fabaceae. The record is from RefSeq and is a predicted model, not a curated record. Bases 139 to 3288 code for a protein of 1049 amino acids. The transcript is spliced from 4 exons.